Glycine soja is the source of this 985-nucleotide messenger RNA. Its product is annotated as autophagy-related protein 8f-like. The record is from RefSeq and is a predicted model, not a curated record. Gene Ontology annotation, biological process: cellular response to nitrogen starvation. The transcript is spliced from 5 exons. NCBI's taxonomy places the organism in Eukaryota, Viridiplantae, Streptophyta, Magnoliopsida, Fabales, Fabaceae. The coding region runs from base 136 to 600 and encodes 154 amino acids.
UAUAUAAAUAGUUGUUAAAGGCACCGGUUUGUUAUUUUGUUAUCUUGAAGUAAUCCACUCACGGGUUUCUUAGAGUUGUGAUCAACUACGUUACUUCUCUCUUGGUUUUCUUGAUCUCCACCUUCACCAGUUGGAAUGGCAAGGAGCUACUUCAAGCAAGAACAUGAUCUUGGUAUAUACGUUUUGCCUUUUACCCCCAUAUCCAAUUACUUGGAACUUUUGUUUUGUGAGCUAAAUAUUAUACAAAUAAUCAUUAUGUCUGCAGAGAAGAGAAGAGCUGAGGCUGCUAGGAUUAGGGAGAAAUACCCUGACAGGAUUCCGGUAAUUGUGGAGAAGGCUGAAAGAAGUGACAUCCCAAGUAUUGACAAGAAGAAGUACCUUGUCCCUGCUGACUUGACUGUAGGACAGUUUGUCUAUGUGAUCCGCAAAAGGAUUAAAUUAAGUGCAGAAAAGGCAAUCUUUAUAUUUGUGGACAACGUCCUUCCUCCUACAGGAGCAAUUAUGUCUGCCAUAUAUGAUGAGAAGAAGGACGAGGAUGGGUUUCUCUAUGUUACAUACAGUGGCGAGAACACCUUUGGGGAUCUGAUUUCCAUUCAGUAGCCAUUAUAAAUUCACACCGUUUGACCUUGUGGUCUCAUUGGUCUGUCUGAUAAAUUUGUUAUAGUACUCAUGUCAAGAACCUUACUCUCGAUGUUUUGUACAGUUGUAUAUAAAUUCCGUGAACUUGAUCAAUAUUAAAAGUUCUCUCAUUCAGUCUUUCUUGGUUUUAAUUGUGCAUACCUUGGAAUGUUCAUUUUGAUUGUUCAUUGAUAUAUAAAUUCUCGAUGUUUUGUACAGUUGUAUAUAAAUUCCGUGAACUUGAUCAAUAUUAAAAGUUCUCUCAUUCAGUCUUCCGUGAACUCUCGAUGUUUUGUACAGUUGUAUAUAAAUUCCGUGAACUUGAUCAAUAUUAAAAGUUCUCUCAUUCAGUCUUUCUUGGUUUUAA